AUUUAUGUAUAAAAAUGCUAUUUCAUGGUAUUCGUUUCUUGAGGUGUUGGCAUUCAUGGGAAAAAGGGUUUAAUGUUUUACCUUCAGUUUCUUUCUCGUGUUGUUUAACGAAAACCAGGUCCAAGCAACACAUAGAGCAAAAAUAUGAAGGCUCUUGUAGAUGCUUUUCUUGGAAGGAAAUUCAAGACCUCCAGAUUCAAUAUUCUUGCAAAACUUGCAAUCUCCAGGAUUGCCAUCCUCAGGAACCAGAGACAAGUCCGGUAUUUCCAUGCAAAGUCUGACGUUAUUGAGCUCUUGAACCUUGCUCAUCAAGAACGAGCUCUUCUUCGUGUUGAGCAUGUGAUCAAGGAGCAAAAUAUGAUGGACGUGUUUGCUAUGAUCGAGGACUAUUGCUACCUUCUCAUAGAUAGGGUUAUGCUACUUAAGAAGGACAAGGAAUGCCCUGAUGAGCUCAAGGAGGCAAUUUCCAGCUUGAUCUUUGCAUCUUCUAGAUGUGGGGAAUUUCCAGAGCUGCAAGAGAUUCGUGGAAUUUUCGUAUCAACAUUUGGGAAAGAAUUUGCUGCUCGUGCUAUUGAGUUGCGCAACAACUGUGGAGUGAAUCCUAAGAUCAUACAAAAGCUUUCAGCAGGACAACCAAGCUUGGAAAGCAGAUUGAAAGUCCUGAAGAACACUGCUUCUGAGAAUGGUAUUGUCUUGAAUUUGGCGGAAGAUGCUCCUGUUGUUACUGAGGAGAAAUUGGAUAUCAGCCAGAAGCAGCAGCGACAAGAAUCUUAUAAAUCAGCUAAAUUGAAAGAUACUGUACCCAAGGAAGAAACCCAUAUUUUGCCUGAGUUGAACCCAGAUGAGCAGUUAACUGAAAAAUUGAAAGCAAGAAAGAAGUACAGAGAUGUUACUGCUGCUGCUCUAGAGGCCUUUGAAUCAGCUUCUUAUGCAGCAGCAGCUGCAAGAGCUGCUGUUGCACUUUCAAGAUCCGAAUCUCAGGACACUGAUUAAGAUUAUCACAGUGGUUAUAGCCAUCUGGGAAGAACCAAGUAUGACUUAGAUGACACACAAAACUCCAAUAAUGCAUUGAUAUUUGAAAAAAUCCAUCCAAAUGACUAUACCAGCUCUGAAUCAGAAGGUGAAUAUCAUCUCAAAGAAUUGAGAAGGAGCAAAAAUAAGCCUGGGGUAAUAGAUAGGACGCCAUCCACUUCAAGUUCAGAUUCUGACAGGAACAUUCCGUCACCAAAUGACGUCCAAAAUAGUGGACACUACAAUGCAGUUGGAGACGUAUAUAGAUCAUAUGAGGACAGGAAAAAGUCUCCUUACAGAUCCCCAAAGUGAAUUCUACUGAAAUUUCAAGUUGAUUCCAUGGUAAAUCCCAUGAAAGGAAAAUCUAAGUUGAAAGGCACACAUAGGGCACAUUUCACAGAGCAAUUAAAUUCACAGCACUAGGGCUGGACAGGAGGCCAUUAUCAAUGAGAACUAGGAGAGUACAGAGGCAGUAAAAAGUAAAUAUGGUAAGUGCAAAAUUUGUUUUUCUUGGUUUUAGAGGUUCAAUGUCAACACAUUUCUGUUUUCUUUUUCAUUUUCAUUUAUAUAAAUAAUCUGAUGACGUAUAGUUGAGUACUGAAAUAAA
Molecule: messenger RNA, 1618 nt
Organism: Hevea brasiliensis (rubber tree)
Lineage: Eukaryota; Viridiplantae; Streptophyta; Magnoliopsida; Malpighiales; Euphorbiaceae
Exons: 5
Coding region: 145-993 (282 amino acids)
Biological process (GO): protein transport
Source: RefSeq, a predicted model, not a curated record